Saprolegnia parasitica CBS 223.65 is the source of this 807-nucleotide messenger RNA. RefSeq lists its product as hypothetical. The transcript is spliced from 3 exons. Lineage: Eukaryota; Oomycota; Saprolegniomycetes; Saprolegniales; Saprolegniaceae. Gene Ontology annotation, cellular component: cytoplasm; nucleus. The record is from RefSeq and is a predicted model, not a curated record. The coding region runs from base 22 to 777 and encodes 251 amino acids.
CCGACAAUUGGCAGCAGCACGAUGAUGCAACAGGACGAUGACAUUGGCCUCUCGGCCGACGCGCUCGCCGCGCUCCGCGAGUUUGCAAUGGAGCGGGGCAUCGACGUCGGCGAUGACGACGACGACGUUGACGUCCGGAAAGGCGUGCAGUCGGCGCUCGAGGAGGCCAAGGGCCCGAACGACGAGUCGUUCUGCUUCACGUUUGGCGACGACAUUGAGAUCCGCCUCAAUGGCCUGCGCCGCGACAUUGGUCAGACGCUCAACAGCACGGGUCUCACGCUCUGGCGCGCCGGCGACUUCCUCUCGGACUUCAUGUUCCGUCACAAGUCCUUGUUUGAGGGCAAGCGCGUGCUAGAGUUUGGGAGUGGCCUCGGUCUCUGUGGCAUUCUUGCCGGCAAGCUUGGCGCCGACGUCCUCAUCACGGACGGUGACGACGAGUCGAUGCCGGUGCUCAUUGACAACUGCAAACUCAACGGCAUGGAUCCUACGGUGUGCUGCAAGCAGCUGCUCUGGGGUACGGAGCUUACGCCUGAGACGAAGGGGUGCUAUGAUGUGCUCCUCGGCGCCGACAUCAUUUACGAAAAGGCAUACGUGGCACCGCUAUUUGCGUCCGCGAGCCAUUUUCUGUCGCGGCGCCCCAACCACCUCUUCUUGCUCGCGUACACGAAGCGCAACGUCUCGAUUGACUACGUAUUGGAGUGUGCGCGCGCUGAGGGCUUCCAGUGGGUCGCGCCGACGACGGACGAAGGCAUCUACCACUUUACCUUUGCGCCGUAGUAAACAUCAAGUCGCAAUUUUGGCUCUAUA